GGUUUCAAUGAUGAACGAAGAAGACGAAGACUCCUUCCGUCACAGUUUAGAGUUUGGGGGGAAAAACGUGUUCUAAGAGGCUUCUUUUGUCGUGGUUAAAAUUGACAACGGUAUUGCCGUUAACUUUAUCGGUAAAGUACCAUACCCGGACAACGUAUUCAUGCGAUAAAUGACUUGCUUAAUUGGACCCGUCUACCGAGCGCCAUUUUAAGGUCACUAUGACCAGAACGCAAAUAAAAAUAAUGGAUAGGAAUGAUUUGGCCAUGACGCAUGAAGAGCUCCAAAGUUCGAUUUCGGAGUCCGUGCCAAAAAUGGAUGUGACCCCUCCUGAUCUACUGGAGCAAUGUAAUGCGAUGAAGUCCCAACUAGAAAAGUGCAAGAAACAGCGUGACCGACUCCUGGAACUCAGCAACAGCUCUGCGACAGCAUAUGAAGCCGUUGUGAAGGAACUCUAUGCCUUUCUGGGAUGGAAAUACACAGACACCGAUUCUGAUGACGAUGUCAUCGAAAUAAGCGAUGGAAUCUCCCGUUCACCGUCAUAUGCGUCUGAGAUAGAUGUUUGCAAUACUCCAAGAAGUGACAGCCCUAUACCGAACAACUACUUGAGUGACAUUGACAGCCAAGUCACUUUAACUAGAGAGGCAACAAAAGUCUUGAGCAAAAGCCAAAUACGGGGUAUACCUGGGGAAAAUCCUGCCAAUCACCAUCGUGACAGUAAACACUCAAGUCCCGUUCCAUCCAAGUCUGACACGCACGACUCCGAUUUUGGUUCACCCGAGUUUGAGAACAGUGCAAGCGAUUCCGUAUUUGUAGAGGAGCCGUCACCGAAAAGGCGACGUAUCAAAAAUCACCAUAGUGACAGUAAACACUCAAGUCCCGUUCCAUCCAAGUCUGACACAUACAACUCCGAUUUUGUUUCAGCCCAGUUUGAUAACAGUGCAAGCGAUUCCGUAUUUGUAGAGGAGCCGUCACCGAACAAAAGGCCACGUAUGAAAAUUAAAUGGCCUAUGAAUACAUCUCCUAGAAAACCAUCGGUGGACCAAAAGAAGAAGGAUGCAAAAACAUCACGUCAAACAAAUGACACCGGCGGCAACGCUAAGACCCCGGAUACACCAAACUCCUCAAGUGAGAGCAGCCUAGGGAGCACUGCAAGCACAAGUGAGACCAUUGAAAAGAACACAAAGUGCAAAAGCAACUCAAGUGGAAGUAACUCCGUGGGCAAGACAAAGGCAACUGGACCAGAUGAUGGAAAAGAAGAGAAAGAUGAUGUCCAGCCAUCUCCCCAAGUUCAAAGUGUGGUGUGCAUAUCAUCAAGCUCCUUGGCCGGCGGGCGUUCUUGUAAGGUGCCCGCACGAGUGCCACAAGCCGAGGUUAAAGUCGGAAUGAAAGUGUUGGCCAAGAAGUCGAAAAUGUGCUGGCAGCGUGGGAAAGUGAUGAAAAUGAUCCAAGUCGCUGAUGAUAAGGUCAAAUAUAUGGUCCAGUUUUACGACAAGACCAAGCGCCUCGUCUCGGCGCACCACCUCGCUUUCAGAAACGCACCCAAGUUGGACUACUUGUACGUCGGCGCCCGAGUGGUGAUCGGCUCCACGUGCAAGGGCCCCCUCUGCUCCGGCAUUUUGGCCGAGUUUCCCAUCAGAAACAACCGUCAGAGGUAUCUCCGACGCGUGUCGCGUAGCGACAAAAGUCGGAUCCGUUUGAUUCCUCUGUUGUUUAGGUUUCUGGCCUUUGCUGACGAUCAAACGGCGCUGUAUGUGGGCAUACCUCAUCUUCAUCUGGUGUACAGACCACUGGAGGACCCUUUGGAAGACAUCAGUGACACUUACCACAGGGAAUUUGUGAAGGAAUACAUCAAGGUCUGGCCUAACCCUCCCCUUGCCCAGGUCAAGUGUGGACAAAGCCUGAACGUGGAGCUCAGUGGAGUUCAGGAGAGCUGUGUGGUUGAGUCGCUCGACUGUAGCCUGAUGCAGAUCCGCUUUGUGGAAAGUCUACGUGAGGAAUGGAUCUACAGGGGCUCGUGGCGCCUGGAAAUCAUGGCUACAAUGAACCAGUUGCAUACGGACUCUUAAUUCAUGUCGCUGGACAAUGAAAGGCACGCGUGUCCUGCCUGUGACAAGCAGUUGCCUUCACCAAACGGGCCAAAGGAAAUCGACUUCUGCUUGAUUGUAAGAUGGAAAGGACCAUAUGAUACGUGUCAAUGUAGUUUGCUGCUUCGUCCUAGUUUGGCUGGCUGGCACCCACCCUUAUUCGUGAAUUGAAAAAAAAUCAAUACUCCAAUCAUUUUUACGUCCCAAUUCAUUUCAGUAACCUAAUAGUUCUCAUGUUUCCUAUGAGCGAUGUGCCGUUAUUGUUACCAUUUGUAUUGUUGCAUAGUAUUUUCGGAAUAAAGUUUUCUUGACGUCCCUCAUUUGUUAGAUGAAGUGCAACAAGCGGCAGCUGAAAAACAUGAUUCGAAAAUGACGGGCAACGUCGUCUGAUUUGCAGCAAAUCCACAGACUGUAGAUCCAAUCAAAUUGCUUCGCUGUCUGAAAUGAAGUACGUAAACUAUUGUUUCAUUGACUAUUUAUUCAAUAACUAAAGGCCUCAAUGGAA
Molecule: messenger RNA, 2589 nt
Organism: Syngnathus acus (greater pipefish)
Lineage: Eukaryota; Metazoa; Chordata; Actinopteri; Syngnathiformes; Syngnathidae
Gene: setdb1a
Product: SET domain bifurcated histone lysine methyltransferase 1a
Exons: 9
Coding region: 219-2066 (615 amino acids)
Biological process (GO): negative regulation of gene expression; heterochromatin organization
Cellular component (GO): nucleus
Molecular function (GO): histone H3K9 methyltransferase activity
Source: RefSeq, a predicted model, not a curated record